AUGGAAUCCGCAGGAGCCCAGAAAGACCCCAGCGACCAGGUCUUCAUCCUGGUCACCGGCGCCAACAGUGGCCUCGGCUUCUCCAUAUGCUGCCGCCUGGCCGACGAAUUCCUCAGAAGCAGCGCCAACGCGCAAAAAUCCCUAACAGUCGUCUUCACAACGCGGAGCACAAAAAAGGGGACCGACACCCUCCGCCGUCUGCAAGACCACCUCCGCGCCAGCCCCGCGCCCCGCAAAAACCAAGUCACCUUCCUCCCCGAGAACGUCGACCUCUCGAACCUGCUCUCCGUGCGUGCCCUCUCCCGCCGUCUCAACAGCACCCUCCCCAAACUCGACUCCAUCAUCCUCAAUGCGGGCGUUGGCGGCUGGACGGGCAUCGACUGGCCCCGCGCUAUCUGGGGCGUUUGCACGGACCUCGUCCAUGAGGUCUCUUGGCCCUCGUACAAGGUCGCCCCCGCGGGCAUGGUCACCGAGUCGCAGAUUCCACAAGGCGAGAAGGAGGGAGAGGUGGAGGGGGAGGUGGAGGAACCCCGGCUGGGGGCGGUGUUUUGCGCAAACGUCUUCGGACACUAUAUGCUUGCGCACAACGUCAUGCCGCUCCUGCGUGCCUCCAACGACGAUACGUCUACUUUCAGCGGCCGCAUCAUCUGGGUAUCUAGCCUCGAGGCUUCCAAAAAGUACUUCAACAUCGACGACCUGCAAGGCCUGCGCACGACAGCACCCUACGAGUCCUCUAAAGCCCUCACCGAUAUCCUAGCCCUCACCGCUGACCUCCCGUCCACAUCUCCCUGGGUCAACAGUUUCUACUCCACCAGUACCUCCACCACCACCACCCCCAGUACCUCCUCCUCCACCAUAACCAGAACCCCAUCAACAACAUCAAGAACAUCCACAAGAUCAACAACAACCACGACCACAAAAACCGCGCCCCCAACAGCAACCCCAACGGCAACCCCCACCCCCUCCAUCAAAGAACCCCAAACCCCCCAACCAACAACCCACCUCUCCCACCCCGGCAUCUGCGGCACCUCCAUCCUCCCCCUCUCCGCCCCCCUCUUCUACAGCAUGCUCAUCGCCUUCUGGCUAGCCCGCAUGCUCGGCUCCCCCUGGCACAACAAGACCCCCUACAUGGGCGCCUGCGCCCCCGUCUUCCUCGCCCUAGCGACCCAAUCCGUCCUCGACGGCCGCGAGGCGCCCUACCGCGCGCACGGCGGCUCGCGCGUGAAAUGGGGCUCGUCGUGCUCGCGGGGCGGUGUGAACUCUGCCGUGUCGACUGAGGUGGACGGGUGGGGCCAUGGGGGUGUGGUUGGGACGCCUGUUGUUGAGGAGGAUAGGCUGAGGAGGAGGAAGAGGGGCGAUGCGGAUUUGGGGAGCGAGGAGAAGGAGGAGUUUGUGGAGUUGGGGAGGAGGUGUUGGAGGGAGAUGGAGGUUUUGAGGGGUGUUUGGGAGGGCGUUUUGGAUAGGGUUGAGGGGGGGAGGGUUUGA
Aspergillus candidus is the source of this 1485-nucleotide messenger RNA. RefSeq names its product 3-keto-steroid reductase. Gene Ontology annotation, cellular component: lipid droplet; endoplasmic reticulum membrane; mitochondrial outer membrane. The coding region runs from base 1 to 1485 and encodes 494 amino acids. Gene Ontology annotation, molecular function: 3-beta-hydroxysteroid 3-dehydrogenase (NADP+) activity. The transcript has 2 exons. Lineage: Eukaryota; Fungi; Ascomycota; Eurotiomycetes; Eurotiales; Aspergillaceae. The record is from RefSeq and is a predicted model, not a curated record. Gene Ontology annotation, biological process: ergosterol biosynthetic process.